Notolabrus celidotus (New Zealand spotty) is the source of this 9852-nucleotide messenger RNA. It is a transcript of the gene plce1, whose product is annotated as phospholipase C, epsilon 1. The record is from RefSeq and is a predicted model, not a curated record. Gene Ontology annotation, biological process: small GTPase-mediated signal transduction; lipid metabolic process; phosphatidylinositol-mediated signaling. Gene Ontology annotation, molecular function: guanyl-nucleotide exchange factor activity; phosphatidylinositol-4,5-bisphosphate phospholipase C activity. NCBI's taxonomy places the organism in Eukaryota, Metazoa, Chordata, Actinopteri, Labriformes, Labridae. The transcript is spliced from 44 exons. Bases 552 to 7505 code for a protein of 2317 amino acids.
CACCGCAGCACGAGCUGCUGCAUCAACUGUCUCUCCGUCCGCGAGCUCUGUGGCGCGGGUCAUUAGACAGUGUAAAACUUUGCAGGACAUGCGUGGAACUUGUGUUUUUGAGGAGUUUUGAUGGACGCUAACUGUGUUUAACCACUCUCCUGGGACCUCCAAAAUGGAUAACUACUCAACAAACACAUGUGAGGACCAACAAGAGCUGUUGCACGCUGACGCACACUCAGCCUUGUAAGCUGUGACUGUGAACCGUAUUAUCAAGGAAAUUCCUCAGUCCUCCAGGGUCACCUCCGUGGGUUCUCUAUCUGGCGGUUUGUACAGCUGCACAAGCUUCUGUUUCCACAACACACUCUGAAAACACACACAGAGCACACUGUGUUUGGGAGCUGAAGUCAUCAUUUGCUACAGCUCAAGCCCCUGACCAUCAUGGCUUACUGAAAGUGACAGAGAAGAGGCUUGGGUCAAGGGUGUAGCAUGACUUGAAGUGGAUCCAUCCCAUCGUCUUGGUGUAGGGAAACAAGGAAUACAACAGGACGCUCCACGGAGACAUGAUGGCCACUGAACAAAAUCAAACACAGAUCAGUGCUGCUGUUUUGCCUCAGCGGGCUUCACCUCCAUCCACCGGGAGCAGACCCAGCAGAGAGGCCAGGAACGCAAAGGACAGCCAGGAUGUACGGAGACACUCUGACCAAUCAUGGAAAUCGAAGCAACGGAGCAGCCCGUCCCUCCUCUUGUAUAGGAAGUUAUCAUGUGACAGUGGGAAAGAUGCAAUUUUGGACGAGGAAUACAAGAUUUUGGAUUAUGGAUCCAAACUGUUGAGUAAAGAAGAGAAACUUUCUCCAGAGCUGCCAUCUGGCAAGAGAACUGAAGGAAUAACUCACCCUGCUCCUCUGAUACCUGGGAAAUGUUUGGAGGGAUCUCUGUGCCAGCUGGACACCUGCGCAGAGGGUGUGGAUGCUGGCAGAAACAGAGCUGGCAGCACUCACUGCUCCUGCAACAUGUCGGGGCUAAAGAGGAGUCCAAACAUCGACUGUAACAACAGCCCCAGAUCCAGCCCGAGCACUAACUCUAGCCCUGGGCAAAGUCCUCAUCUCAGCCCUUCUCAGCCUAAGCGGCGACACAUCCGCCGCAGCAGCAUGCCAGUGUCUAUGCUGGCUUUCAUCAAGAUGUCACCCUGCCGUUCCUCUCGGUGCAGCACAUGCAGUGAACCAAGCUCUUUGGUGUCCUCACCAUGUGGUUCCCCCGUGACCAGCCACCGCCAGCAUCAUCUAAAUGGACACAUCAACAGGCAUCAUCUCCAUGACGGCUACUCCAGUUUAGAGAGGCUCAACAGAAGGCCUAGAGUUAACAAAUGCUCCCUGGAAAAACUGUUCCUACGACGGGCGUCUCUAGACACCAUGACAGCCACAGUGGGGAACAAUGACAGACUGUCCUUGGAAGGGACCAGGGCCAGCAGCAGUGACGAGGAGGAUGAAGACAGCCUGUUGGAUGACCCGGAGUUUGAUAGGAACCGUAAAGAGCGGUCCACUGUCCUGGUGAGGCGCUACUUCAAGAAUAAUCAGAAGGUGACCAAGUCAGUGUGUACAGGAACCAGGGCGAUUGUUCGGACGCUGCCAUCGGGAAGCAUCUCAGAGGAGGUCUGGGAGUUGGUUGCUCAUCGCAGGUUGUGGCAACCCAGCAAGACGGACUUACGGCCAAUCUUAAUGUGCACUGUGAGAGAAGAGGUCAGAGUCUGCAGGGGGAUGCUACGUAUUGUUGGAGACAAACUACAACAGGCCACUCACCAUGUCCAGGAGAGGGAAGAACUAAACCUGCUCCAUCCCUCCAAAAAGCUCCUGCAGUCUCACCCUGGAUGUGUGUGUCUCAGGGAGUCAUCGUACACUAGCGGCAGCACCCCAGGGAGACUAGAUCUGAAACCCUGCCUUGGUACUCGGAGUUAUCACCCUUCUAACCCACCAAGGCUCUACCGUGCCUGUAACCAGAGGACGUCAGCGUGUUCUCUGCUUACAGGAGCUCUACUAGAGGCCACGGCUGCUCUUGGUGCCCGCUCCACUCUGCCCUACCCUCUGCCCCAAGGCCCAAACGGACACGCUGUGCUGAAAGAGCGUCAGCUGGCCAACAGUAUGAGCAGCAGCAGCUCUCUUCCUCCCAACGUCAGUGGGAUCAAUAAGGAGCUGGCAGAUGUGCGCCACCUUGUUCAGUUUCCUGAAGAGAUCGCCUGUAUCCUCACCGAGCAAGAGCAGCAGCUUUACAAACGGGUCUUUCCUUUGGACUACCUCUGUUUCCUCUCUCGAGAUCUGGGCAGCCCCGAGUGUCAAAGCAAACGUCACCCAAACCUCAAGGCCUCGCUGUCAGUGCCGGCCAUGCCUACCCAGAGUGCUCAGCAAAGCAACGCUGUGGAGGACUUGGUGGCACGAUUCAAUGAGGUGAGUUCGUGGGUGACGUGGCUGAUCCUGACCGCAGGAUCCAUGGAGGAGAAGAGGGAAGUUUUCUCCUACCUGGUCCAUGUCGCCAAAUGCUGUUGGAACAUGGGAAACUACAACGGUGUCAUGGAGUUCCUGGCUGGACUGAGGUCUCGCAAGGUGCUGAAGAUGUGGCAGUUUAUGGACCAGUCUGACAUUGAGACCAUGAGAAGCCUAAAGGACGCCAUGGCUCAGCACGAGUCUUCUGCUGAGUACAAGAAGGUGGUGACAAGAGCACUCAAUAUCCCAGGAUGCAAGGUGGUACCAUUCUGUGGGGUUUUUCUGAAGGAGCUCAGUGACGCACUGGAUGGGACAGCAAGCAUCAUCAGUCUCAAACCCCCUCUAGAUAACACAGAGGACUCAAUAGAGUUUGUGUCUGACUACAGCGGCCAGCACAACUUUAUGUCGCGCUCUGGUUCAGACGGUUUACAUGUCCCUGAAAAAGAAGCUACUGUCAGCAACAUCCUCCAGAUUAUCAGAUCUUGUAAUCGUAGUUUGGAGGCAGAGGAUCCCGAUGAUACGUCUACCAGCCCCUCCUCUACUGGCCCUUCCUUAUCAUCCCGAAACAACUCAUUCAGGGACCGCUGUCGCAAUCAAUUCAUGGUGGGGGACUUGUCUGAUUCCGAGGGUGACUUAUCGUCUGAGUCUUUAGUGAAGGAGGUGGAGUUUCAGGGAACUGAGGAGACGCACAGAGCUUUCAGCCACGGCACUGAGCUCAUUCCCUGGUACGUGUUGUCACUACAGCCAGAUGUUCACCAGUUUCUGCUGCAGGGAGCCACAGUGAUUCACUACGACCAGGACAGCCACCUCACAGCUCGCUGCCUGCUGCGACUGCAACCUGACAACACCACAAUCACCUGGGGUAAGCCUCAGAGUGGAGGAGUGUCUCCCACAGAGGCACCUAUAGGGUUAGGACAUGCUGUCGUGGCAGGGCUGACUGAGGGCCUUCUGGACUUGGGAAUAGUAAAGGCUGUGUUCCUAGGUCAUCAGGGAGUGGAUGUUCACGCCGUGAAUUUGCAAAACAAGCUGAGCCAGAUGACAGUGGAGGAAAACGGUCUUAGCCUCCUCUACGGUCUCGGUACAACAGACAACAGACUCCUGCACUUUGUGGCCCCGAACCACACUGCACGAAUGCUGCACAAGGGCCUGUCAGAGUUAGUGGAUGCAACCAGGAAAUUAAAGAAGUUUCCUGACCAGAGGCUGCAGUGGCUGAGGAGGCAGUAUGUUAGCUUGUAUCAGGAGGAUGGCAGGUACGAGGGCCCUACGCUGGCCCAUGCCAUUGAGCUGUUUGGUGGGCGGAGGUGGAACAUGGGUAUAGGUGGAAUGGAGAAAUCUGCAGCCCAGAAAAGCAGCCCUCUGAGCAUCAAUGAUAAGGUCAAGAGGAAAAAGAAGGUCCUUGUCAGGGGAGACAGUGGGGAUGCAACAGAUGACGAGAUGGUUUCUAGAAAAACACGGAGCUGUAAGGAGGGACUGUACCGGAAUGGGCCAGAGUCUGACAGCAUUGACCAAGACGAUCCAGACGACAGCUUCCCUGGCCCCUUCUCCCUCUCAUCCAACAAAAGCUCUGGAUUGCUAGCCUCUUCUUCCUCCUCCUCCUCCUCCUCCAGCAUGGCAGGGUCCAACCAGACCCGCCCGCAAUCCUCUCCGAUUCUCUCUGGAAACACAAAGUCACAGCCAGGGUCUUGGAACAGCAGGUCAUGGCAUGGUCGAGGCAAAGGCUGUUUCAAAAGCUUCCAGAAUCUGAUGAUAUCAGACAGCACGAUGAGCUUUAUUGAGUUUGUGGAGCUCUUCAAGUCAUUCAGUAUUCGAAGCAGGAAGGACUUGAAGGAGCUGUUUGACACCUUCGCUGUCCCCUGUAGUCGAUCAGGUCCAGAUUCAGCCCCUCUCUACACCAACCUGAGCAUAGACGACAAAGACACAGGGCUGCAGCCAGACCUCGACUUAUUAACUCGCAACGGUUCAGAUCUCGGCCUUUUCAUCCGGACGAGGCAGCAGAUGUCUGACAACCAGAAGCAGAUCUCAGACGCCAUCGCAGCAGCGAGUAUUGUGACCAACGGGACAGGGGUGGAAAACUCUUCUCUAGGUGUGUUGGGAUUGGCUAUUCCUCAAAUGAACGACUUCCUGGUCAACUGUCAGAGGGAGCACCUCAGCUAUGAUGAAAUUCUGAGCAUUAUACAGAAAUUUGAGCCCUCGUCGAGCAUGAGACAAAUGGGUUGGAUGUCAUUUGAAGGUUUUGCCAGGUUCCUGAUGGACAAGGAGAACUUUGCUUCUCGCAUCGAGGAAUCCCAGAUAAACCCAGAGGAGCUGCAGUACCCUCUGUCCUACUACUACAUCGAAUCUUCUCAUAACACCUACCUGACAGGACAUCAGCUCAAAGGAGAGUCCUCUGUGGAGCUUUAUAGUCAGGUGCUGCUGCAAGGCUGCAGGAGCGUCGAGUUGGACUGCUGGGAUGGAGACGAUGGCAUGCCAGUUAUUUAUCAUGGACACACACUCACCACUAAGAUUCCCUUUAAGGAUGUGGUGGAAGCCGUCAACCGCUCUGCAUUUGUCAAUUCGGACAUGCCCGUCAUCCUGUCCAUUGAGAACCACUGCUCCUUACCGCAGCAACGAAAGAUGGCAGAAAUCUUCAAGACGGUGUUUGGGGAACGUCUGGUGACGCGCUUCCUCUUUGAAAGCGACUUCAGCGAUGACCCUCACCUGCCGUCUCCGCUGCAGCUGCGUGGGAGGAUCCUCCUCAAGAACAAGAAGCUCAAAGCUCACCAGGCGCCCGUCGACAUCCUCAAACAGAAGGCUCAUCAACUGGCCCACAUGCAGGCCCAAGCCAGUAAUGGGUCACCAGGGGUUACCUCGCCCAGCAACCACACCAAUGAGGAAGAGGAGGAAGAAGAAGACGAGUAUGACUAUGACUACGAGUCACUCUCAGAUGAUAACAUUCUGGAUGACAAGCCAGAGGGGAAGAGCUCAGUAGACAAAGAAGAGCAACCUGUUGAUGAAGUACCAAAGAGGAUGAAGAAGUCGGAUAGCACCACGCAGAGCAAAGGAAAGGUGUUUGACAUGGAGCUAGGUGAGGAGUUUUACCUUCCUCAGAACAAGAAGGAGAGUCGACAGAUUGCCCAGGAGCUGUCCGACCUCAUCAUCUACUGUCAGGCUGUCAAAUUCCCCGGCCUGUCCACGCUGUCUCCGGCCGGCUCUGGCAGAGGGAAGGACCGUGGAAAGAGCAGGAAGUCCAUAUUUGGCAACGCUCCGGCUCGCUGCAGCACAACAGGGGAGGUCAUGGCCCAGAGCCGCACCCCUGGGAAAGGUGGCGCUGAGCGACUCAGCUGGGAGGAGCAACAGACGUCCCCCAUCCUCAACCCCCCCACCUCUCUCAGCGCCAUCAUCCGCACCCCCAAGUGCUACCAUAUCUCAUCUGUCAACGAGAACGCCGCCAAGCGCCUGUGCCGGCGUUACUCCCAGAAGCUGAUCCAGCACACAGUGAGCCAGCUGCUUAGGACUUACCCAGCAGCCACCAGGAUCGACUCCACCAACCCAAACCCUCUGCUCUUCUGGCUGCACGGCAUACAGCUGGUGGCGCUAAACUACCAGACUGAUGACCUGCCCAUGCAUUUGAACACAGCUCUGUUUGAGGCCAAUGGCGGCUGUGGCUAUGUCCUGAAGCCGCCUGUGCUCUGGGAUCGCAGCUGUCUGCUCUAUCAGCAGUUCUGUCCCAUGGAGAGAGAUGUGGAGAAAAUGAGCCCAGCGUUCUACUCUCUUACUGUUGUCUCUGGUCAGAACGUUUGUCCCGGUAACACCGCAGGCAGCCCCUGCCUUGAGGUGGACGUUCUGGGCAUGCCCGUGGACAGCUGCCACUUCCGUACCAAACCCAUCCACCGCAACACCCUCAACCCCAUGUGGAGCGAGCACUUUACGUUCAGCGUGCACUUUGAGGACAUGUGCUUCCUGCGCUUUGCUGUAGUGGAGAAUAACAGUUCUCAGACUACGGCUCAGAGGACUCUGCCUAUCAAAGCCCUCAAGCAGGGUUAUAGACACGUCCAGUUGAGGACACAGCAUAAUGAACCACUGGAGGUUUCGAGCCUGUUUAUCUUCAGCCGCAGAACAGAGGAAAGUCCCACAGGGGGCGCCACUCCCUCAUCACUGCUGUUCAGCUCAGAGGAAAAACGUGCAUCCCAUCAGCAAAAGGUGACGGUGUACGGAGCGCCCGGUCCUGAACCCUUCACUGUGUUCAGUGUCACAGAACAGACGACGGCCAAACAGCUGCUGGACACGAUCUUAGCAGGAAACCCCUCAGAGUACUUCCUGUGCGAGGAGAGGAUUCCUCUCUUGAAGGAGCGCAGUGAGGUCAAGCGUAGCGCCCAGCAUCGUCCUCUAGCGCCCGAGGAGGAGGUGGUCAGACUGAUCUCAAGCUGGAACACUGAAGAGGGAUAUGUGGGGAGGAUCUGCCUCAAAACCAGAGAGGAGUUCUUGCAGAGCUUAAAUGAGAAGAACACGUUGCAAGAGGGGGAGGAGGAGGUGACAGUUGGAGGUAGAGACGGGGGAGGAGGAGCAGCAGAGGACGAUAUGUUUUUCGUCCAGGUCCAUGAAGUUUCCCCUGAACAACCUCACACUGUGAUCAGGGCCCCACGCUACAGUACAGCACAGGACAUCAUCCAGCAGACUUUGUCAAAGGCAAAGUAUUCCUGCAGCAUCUUAUCCAAUCCCAACCCAUGUGACUACGCCCUGAUGGAGGAAGUGACUAAGGAUGCUGGCUCUAAGAAAUCCUCCACUGCCAAGCCCAUGCAGCGUCUGCUGCUUGAUCACGAGUGCGUCUAUCAAGCUCAGAACCGCUGGCGGGGUGCGGGGAAGUUCAUUCUAAAGCUCAAAGAGCAGGUGGUACGGGAAGACAAAAGGAAAGUAAUUUCCUUUGCCAGUGAGCUGAAGAAGCUGACGAGUCGCAGCCGCAGCAUGACGACUGGCAGUGGCGGCGGAGGAGUGGAUGGACCUGCCCAGAGUAAGGAUGAUAGAGCUGCAUGCUGUGUGGCUCUAACUGAGCUCCAGGAGUGAGGCUCACAUUCUACCUGGUGUCUAUGCAUGGAAAGGCAACAGAGGGUAUCUGUCUGCUGCUGUGGGUCUGAAGGCAUGGGUGGCAGAGGGCAGAGUUGGGUCUGGGAGGUUGCUACAGGCCUCCUCGUCCUUUUCCUCCUCUUCACUCAGGGGCCCACUCCAACCUGCCAGCCUGUCCACCUCCUCUCCAACCCCCCUAUCCUGGAAGCUCCAUUUUCUCAGGAACUGGAAGAUCCAUAAAUGAAACUUGGAGAAGAAAGACUUUGUUGACUACUUCUGAAACUUGGAUAAGUCUCCUUUCCUAUAGUUGACCAGCAAGGGUCUGGCAUGUUGUGGAAAUUCUAGGACACGCUCCUAAAGGAGUCUGAUCCUGGCGGCUGAGUUCGGCCCCUUUGCUCGGUUGAAUGUCGGGGGUUUAAUAGAUUUCUUGAUUGUAAGUCCCACUGGGCGUUACCUUAGAGCAAUGAUGGUCAAAGUGAGCGAGAAGCUCUGGAUCUCAUUUAUUGGUUGUAGCCUAUAGGACCAGAGGCAGCUGCUGUGUUUGUGAUCAGGGACACAAAUCAGUCUCUUUAUCAAUAGAAAAGAGCAACUUGUAAGAAAAAAAGGACCCUGCCCUGACUCAGAUUCAAAGAGAGUUUUGCCUUUGGAUGUCCCAGUUUUUUCCCCAUCUCCCAACAAUUACUCUUAUUAAUAAGUAAUAAGACUGUAAAAUUGCAGCACAGCAAACUAAGACUCUUAUAAAAAGAGUUAAUUAUGGAUCUCCAUGACAGUCAAUGCCCUGUCACUGAGUAAAGGGCUUUAUUAGAUGACAACAAUAUGUAUUUGCUUCAAAAGAAUCCCUUCUAUCUCACUGUCAAAGAACACAGUGGACAAAAGGAGAUCUGCUCAUAAAAAUGAAAGGAGAGAUAUGAUAGACGGGGGGGAGCAGUAUCCUUCUCUCUUUCUCAGGGAGGGGCUCUUUAGGCGGAGGGCAUCGUGAAGGAGGCUGACAAGCUGGCUUGUUUGGUUCUUUUCUUGCUGUUUCCAGUUUCACAGUACUGUACGUUUUUGGGCAGUGUAGAUGAACAUUGCUCACAGAAAGAGAAAACAAUAUUCAGAUUUAUUACACUACUAUCUCCACCCUAAAGGUGACGAGACAUGAGCAGCAUUCUAAGGAAGUGUGAGCGCACAAUGUUAAAAAAGUGCAAAUGCAAUUAAUUCAUCACAAUGUUGCAACUUUGCUCUUAUUUUCUGGUUAUUUGUAGCUGUAUCUCUGAGGACCACAGGCUGUUUCACAAAGGAUGAUCAUUAUUGAUAAGAAUCCCUAAAAUAAAAGGCAUCUUGCUUUGAAAGCCACUCAAAUAGGUUCAUAAAAAUGUCAGGAUAAAACUACAUAUUUUAUAUAUUUUAUCAUUCUUUUGGUUUCAUCCUUUUUUGAAGAAGAAGAGUGAUGGUUGCAGCACUAAAAUCCUUUAGGGAGAACACCUCUGAGUCUUCUUUAAACAGCAUUUUGCACAUUUGUUUCCCUUUUGUUGACUUUUUUGUGUUACUGUCUAGUACAUAACAAAGAUUUAGUUGUUACUAGAUGGUUAAAUUAUGAUUAUCAUGUUUAUUACCUUGAAUUUCAGCCCAGUUAGGAAUUACGUUUUGAAAAAAAGCACAAGAAAAUGUUAUUUGUUUUAAAUUCCUCUUCUUUUUAUUAAACCUGAUCUUUAAAAUUCCCCUAACUAAAAUAUUUUAACUAAAUGAUUUGCAUUUCACUAAUUUUAUGAGCCCACAUUUCCUCUUCUUGAUUUUAAACGCAGUAUAUUUACUACUAGUAUUGACUUAUGGUCAAUAAUAGUAGACUUUUCUUUAUUUCUAAAUGCUGCUUUUUAAAAUUUGAGUCAAACUUGAUUUAUUUGGGGCCUUUUUCCAUUUUGUUUUUGCUCUGAUGUGAAACAUUUCCAUAUUUUUAUAAGGCAAGAUUGUGAACAGUUUUAUUGGAAAUUUCAUGUAUUAAGACAUAGAUCUUACUCUCAUGGCUCGUUUCCACCAAGCGGUCUUGUAUGGAUCAGUACAGUUUGGUACGGGUCGGAUCGGUAACACCUGAUCCUGUUUGCGUUUCCACAGCUAACCGUGCCCUACUUGAUGGGCGGCAUGUUAGCCAGUAAUAGCGUGACGUCAUGGCAGCGCGACACAGUGUACUCUGCGAAUAAAUGCAACAAAGAGGAAAAACACGAGGAAAGUCUGCACCUCCGCGGUCGACCAUGGAAUGCUGUUUCUUGACGCUAUUUUCCAAACAAAAACAGUUAUCUUCCCGAAGUCCACUGGAGAUUUAAACAUGGCGGGGUUAUGUGUUGUUCUUUAUUACCGCUGUCGCACAGGA